This is a messenger RNA of Solea solea (common sole), 1742 nucleotides long. Its product is annotated as WASH complex subunit 3-like. The record is from RefSeq and is a predicted model, not a curated record. Bases 870 to 1742 code for a protein of 290 amino acids. The transcript is spliced from 3 exons. Lineage: Eukaryota; Metazoa; Chordata; Actinopteri; Pleuronectiformes; Soleidae.
UAAAACAGACUUGUAAUCUAAUUGCUAUAAUAUAACAAAGGGGACACAAUUCAUUCAUGCAUACGAGGUUAGUUAUUGAACAUAAUAUCCAACAGAAAGCCAAUAAAGAUCAUUAAAAUUCAACAAAAUAUAUUAUGACUCACCAAGUGACACUAGUAUUGGAUUAUUGGUGUGUGAAGGGAAUUUCAUUACACUACAACAUGUACAAGAGUCACAAACGGCACAAAUGAAGUGCAUAUAUUCAUAUUUUAAUUCUUAAAAUUAGGCUUGAUGGUGAUAUGAAGGUUUGUUGAACGUAUGUUUAUGUUUGAGGACUUACAAAUAAGUACUUAUAGUGUCCAUUUGGUGUAUUUCCCAACUUGUAAUUGACUAAAUCAAUUGGUGGUGUCAAAAAAGUAACCAGCAGAUUAAUCACUGAGCAAAGUUUAUGUUCAUUUCCCUGAAGACUGAUAAGAGGACAUUCAUUAUGUGAGAGAAAUCACCGGAAAUCAGACUCCUUGACGCUUUCAUUUUUUUUUUUAUUUAUUUUUUUUUUUAAAGAAAAUGAGGUUAAGCUGAUAUUGUAGCGUGAUGAUAAGGGAAGAGAAAAGGGGUGUGGUUUGCUCGGGUUGGUCGGACGCUCGCGAGAGGACGGCGCUGAGGCUGCAAACGUCAGAGAGUCUCUGUGCUUUCACACGGACAGAGGAUGUGAGAGAGACAGACCUGCACGAUGGAGACCUUCAUCCAUCUUUACCUGAACCCGAUCGACGGAAGUGAAGCCAAAAUGUGACCGUCACGGAGCGUCAUUGUUUGGAUCGCUCCAGCCUUAGCAACUCUUGUUUCUAUAGCAACAGAAAUAUCAUUUUAUCCUAAAAAGUCCUAUCCCUACAAUGCAGUCCUCUAGCUGCUCCUCCCAGGCUUCAAAGCCACGGCGCUUUGACGUCAGCAGACGGACCAGUACCUUAGCUGGACCAAAGUCUCACGGUCCUGGUGCUCAGAAAGAGGAUAAAAACAUGAACAAAAUCAAGACAUCAUCCCCACGCCGGGUUGUUAAAGUUACCCCUGCUCCCACCAGGACCAGGGUGGGGGUGCAACCACGAGUUCCAGUCAACCCAUCCAGGUUUGGCCCUCAAAAACAGGCUUCCACCAUCUCCAAACCAGUUAAGCCCAAGCCCAAGAUUUUGCGUGCAUCAGCAGCAACCAAAAUUGCACCUGCAGCCGUUCCUUCUCCUCCUCUUCCAUCUGUUCUCCCUCUUGACCCAAACUGCAAUGAGCCGAGCCUCCCGUGCCUAUGCUGUGAUGGACGCUCCCCACAAGACAACAACAGUAUGUUCAACCAUAACCACAACAACAACAACACCAUCUCUCUCAGACAGCAGCUCCGGCUUCCUCCUCCUCCGGGCCCGUUGCCCCAGAGGCAGAAUGGGACAGGGCCAAAAGAGCAACCUCAACCUCCAUCGCAAGCUCAGUCCCAGGUGGAAUUACCUGUUUGCCCCGCUGCCAGCGCGGAGAACAAAGACAAGAGCGGAGAUAAAAACUCUGAUCUGGACAACAAGAAAAAUGUAAAGAUAGAGGAAGAAGAUGACGAAGAUGAGAGCAGUGGGGAAAUUGAUGACGACGACGAUGACGACGAUGACGACGAUGAUGACGACACUCUUGUCCCUUCGUGCUGUGACGGUCCCCCAUCUCUCCUGGAGUUCUCUCUCACCUCAUCUACCUCUUCGUCCUCCACUUCCAUCAGCUCCUGCUCUGAUCUGGAAUGA